Molecule: messenger RNA, 1282 nt
Organism: Saprolegnia parasitica CBS 223.65
Lineage: Eukaryota; Oomycota; Saprolegniomycetes; Saprolegniales; Saprolegniaceae
Exons: 7
Coding region: 26-1282 (418 amino acids)
Source: RefSeq, a predicted model, not a curated record
CGUUUUCAAGGGAUAUUGAGCGCUCAUGCUGUCUGCGCUCGCAGCGUCGGUCCUGGGCCGCGUGCUUUGGAUCAACUCGCCCUUGCAGCUUCUCCUGGACAAUGGAGCGCUCUUCAUGCUCGAGAUGAUCUCAUAUGCUUGCGCCAUCUUCAUGGUCCUCCAUGCGCUUGGCUCGCCCCGACGAACCAUGAUCGUGCUCGGAACCAUCUUUGUCUACCACCUCGUGCUCCUGGGCCUUGGGCGCAUCGACGCUGACGUGACCAUCACGUGGUAUGCCCAAGGCAUGAUCAUGCUUGGCGGAGGCCACUUGCCUCUGUACCUCGUCGUGCUCCAUACGCUCUUCUACUACGUGGCCUACAUUACGACCCAACGACUCCAUCUCCAAGACUAUGCGAGCGCCUGCGUCUUUGUCGUCGUCGUCGUGGGCCUCAAUUUCCCACUCGAGCUCAUGGGGCCCAAGUUCAUCUUCUGGACCUUCCACGACACGGAGCCGACGCUAAAAGAGCGCUUCCUCUCGAUUCCGAUCGCCAUCUUGCUUGCGCAUAUUGCGUCGGCGCUCUCGUUCUACUCGACGCUCUGGGGCGCCAUCUCGCUGGGGCUCGAAGGCCACGUGUACCACGAAGAGCAAGCCGUGGCCGAGCACAUGUACCCGAUCGCGUCGAUCUUGGUGUCGAUUCCGCUCUCGGUGUUUUACUUUGCCAUGCUCUUCCACCUUGUCUGCGACCUGCUCUUGAUCCAGCCCCAGAUCUUGCUGCUCGCGCUUGUAGCGCUCAGCAUCGCCAUCAUUUGGACGUGUGAUCGCCUCGGAGGCGACUUGGGGCCGCCCCAGAUUCCGCCGUGGGUCUAUGAUGGCGAGUGGACCAGUGCGUGGUACGACCACGCACUGGUGCAAGCCGUGUUUCUCUACACCGGCAUCCUCGUCCUCCUCACGCUCGUGAUCAACCCGACGCGGCUCACGUCCUUGAGCUUUCACCAGCGCCUCGGCGACUGCUCGAUCGACACGACGUACACGACGCUCUUGGCGACCAGGCAGACGCGCGCCAUGUACCUCUGCUCGAAAGCAUACGACGAAGAGUUCACCUUUUGCAACGUGCCGUCGUCGCAGCUCUACACGUAUGAGCCAUGGUACGCGGUCUGCGGCCGCAAGUACGAGCACAAGGCGUUCCCCAACUACCUCGUGUGCAUGCUCGUGGCCACAACCGCCAUUGUCUUGGGCUUGCGCGCUGCGUAUGGCGUUGUGCGCCCGACCUACGUGCAACGCUUCAUGGGCCCCAAGGCAUAG